CAGUGCUCCAAAGCUCGCUGUUUCAACACCCAUUCGUUCUUGCAGAGAGAGAGAUGGGGGAAAACGCCGAGAAAGACAGACUUCUUGGGACUCUGCAUUCUCACCUCAACGCCAUCCAUGAAACCUUCCAGAUUUUCGACCAAGCUCCAGCUUCUACCCUCAAGAAGGUGAGCUGGGACGACGCUGCGAAGAUGGGUGACCAAGUGUCUAAACAAGCCACCAUUGUUGGAAUGCUUUGGACUGGAAAAGAACCACAAGCUACUGAAGUUAAAGAGAGUAUGGAAUCAUACUUCAACGUGCUAGUCGGUUUUCUCCUACUCUCCCACGGGAGUACAGUUGGUGCAGGGCCUACCUUGUCUUCUUUUAUCCUUCAGGCCGUGAAGAAAAUUGUUGACUGCAGUUACAAGUUAAUUAAGGAUGCUAUCGUUUCUCUUGGAACAGGCAAAGAAAAUGAAUCCUCAAUCCCGCAGCUGGUCGGUGCAGUAUGGGAAGCAUGUUCUGCUCUUAAGAAGAUUCCUACCACCAACGUUGCAGCAAUAGGGCGAGUAAUGACACAGGUUGCAGUAUCUAUGAAGGAUGUUCUCCGUGAAAUGAAGGAGCUCAAGCCAGGUUCGACAGACACGACAGAUGAAAACGCAGAAAGUGAGGCUCAAGAUGAUGAUGGCUUCAAUGAGGAUGAUCUUGGAAGUGACCUGUCACCUGAAGAAAUGAAAGUUGCUCGGUCUGCAAUUGUUGUGGUGUCUGAGGCACUUGUUCUGGUAAAGGAACUUAUGCGCUCCAUCACAGGAUUGCUCAAGCUCGAGAGCCGAGACGACACUGGUGAUUUUGUGGAUUCUCUAGAAAAACUGUUAAAACAUUGUCAGGGAAUUGGAACAGAGAUUGAUGAGCUUGGAGCCUCUCUUUAUCCCCCACAAGAAGUUGCUAUUAUGAAGGGAGCAGUAGAAAAAAUCUCCAGCAUGGUAGAUGACAUGGAAAGAGAAAUAGAAAGCCUUAAAGGAACCUCAGACGCUUUUAUUCAAGCAUGCGGUGGUCUGAAGAGCUCACUGGCACAGUUGAAAUCCGAGAUAGAUUGCUCAGGUCCGUCAGAUCUAGCAACCAGAGUACAGAUGUUGAUUUGAACAAUUAGGGGUAAGAGUAGUAA
Morus notabilis is the source of this 1141-nucleotide messenger RNA. RefSeq lists its product as uncharacterized. Gene Ontology annotation, cellular component: nucleus. The transcript has 4 exons. Lineage: Eukaryota; Viridiplantae; Streptophyta; Magnoliopsida; Rosales; Moraceae. Bases 54 to 1118 code for a protein of 354 amino acids. The record is from RefSeq and is a predicted model, not a curated record. Gene Ontology annotation, biological process: regulation of cell cycle.